This is a messenger RNA of Cimex lectularius (bed bug), 801 nucleotides long. Its product is annotated as U3 small nucleolar ribonucleoprotein protein IMP3. The record is from RefSeq and is a predicted model, not a curated record. Lineage: Eukaryota; Metazoa; Arthropoda; Insecta; Hemiptera; Cimicidae. Gene Ontology annotation, cellular component: Mpp10 complex; small-subunit processome; small ribosomal subunit. The coding region runs from base 180 to 725 and encodes 181 amino acids. Gene Ontology annotation, biological process: rRNA processing. The transcript has a single exon. Gene Ontology annotation, molecular function: structural constituent of ribosome; snoRNA binding; rRNA binding.
UUGAUCUACAGAACAUGUUCAGUUCCUUGUCCUCAAAGCAUUAGUUCUUAGUUAAACCGCUGAAACAGUAAAGAAGGUUAUGUCGGAAAAUAUGUGAAACCUCGUGGUAAAAGGUAGCGAUCUAAGUUGUCAAGGUAUUCGGUACUGAACAGAUUUAUUACAGUUAAAAGUCGUCCAAUAUGCGAAAAUUAAAAUAUCACGAGAAAAAACUACUCAAGAAGGUGGAUUUCCUUUGCUGGGAGGCCGACAACAACAUCCACGAGGUGAAAAUUCUGAAAAAAUACUUCGUUCAAAAACGUGAAGACUAUACAAAAUACAACAAGCUGUCCAGAUCUAUCAGGGAACUCGCCAAUUCCAUAAAAGAGCUUGACAAGGACGAUCCGUUUAGGAUAGAAGCGUCGGCGAGCCUGUUGGAGAAACUCUACAUGAUGGGUCUCAUAGAGACGAAAUGGGACCUGGAGAAUUGCAACAAGGUGAAUGCAUCAUCAUUUUGUCGAAGGCGUUUACCCGUAAUGAUGGUGAAAAGCAAGAUGAUCAGGAAUGUGAAAGAUGCGACUAAACUGAUUGAACAAGGGCACGUACGAGUGGGCACCGAAUUGAUCAAGGACCCGGCUCUUCUUGUGACGAGGAACCUGGAAGAUUUUAUUACUUGGAUCGAUACAUCUGCUAUACGAAAACAUGUCCUCGAAUACAACGACAUCAGGGAUGAUUUUGAUCUUAUGUGAUUUUAGCUUUCUGUAAAUUCCAUUUGUUACACACUGUACAUAAUUUAAUUCUUAAACAUAAAUAUUUUAUAAAGUU